UAAAAGCCCAAGUUGGCAGCCGCGGUUACUCUCCGGAAAAUCAGACGGAAGUCAAAUUUUGUUUUCAACAAAAAGCGAAAUCAAUUUUGAGCUCUUCUUGGAGAGUCUAAAAUAUUUAUUCACAUAAUUUAUACAAUAUUGUAUAUAUUUCUCAUCGAAGACAACAUACAAAGCAGCAUAUGUGAAAGAAGCGAUCAGAAAACAACCAACAGAUGACCGAUCGCUUGCACUUUCCUUUUUAGAACGAGAAAAUCUAUAUUAUUACGGAUUUGCGUCGUGAAAAUCGACAACAAAGAAAACAAUUGUGCCCCUAAAGGGAUAAUAUAGAAGCAUAGAAAGAUAUAAUUAAAAUGCAUACUCUGUUUGCGCUUCUUAAGAACAAGUUGAGCGACGUCCACCCCUUGCACAACGUAGACCUAAAUAAGGAUGUGGCCUAUUUGAAGGAUGUGGUCACAAAGGAGCUGCAGCUGGAUUUCGAAGCCAAUGAACUGGAGAUAAUUCAUUACGGAAAAGUGCUCGAGGAUGCAGAUACCAUAGGCAAGUCUGUGAAGCCUAACGCCGUGAUCCACUGCUUUAAAAAGACCAAGCGGUAUUCGCCCUAUGUGCCGCCGCCUGCUUCCGAGAUAAACACAAAGCACAUUCAGGAGCUCUUCUCGCUGACGUCGCACUUGCAGAUUAGUGUCACCUCGCGGUUCAACAUCUUGCAAAAGAUUCUUGCUGAAUACCCAGAGUUCAGGCGUAACCUAGGCGCCCAGGCCCUGAUCCGGGACUCGGUUCUAUUUAACAUGCUGCACGAGCCGGAGGUGGUUCAGAAUCUAGUACGGGACUAUCCGCUCAUCUGCGAGGCCGCUCCUUUCAUUGUCGACACCAUUCGCAAGGAGCUAGCAAGGAACAGCUCGGCCACGCAGUUUCAAGAACAAGCUGCAUCGGAGUCCACCACUUCAUCGGAGGAAGAAAACUCAUUGGGCGCUGGAAGCAGCAGCAGUGGUGGAAGCAGCAGUACCGCUGUCACCGCCAACAUUCGUCAGAUCAGCCGUCAGCAGUUAGCGAACGCUCUGGCUAAUGUCACCUCGUUCAACUCGCUGUCGAACAUUGCCCAGCGAAAUGCGGAUGAGGCGCUGCAGGAAGGUAGUGGUUCAUCUAGUGCUGCGCCAGCAACUGCGCCUGCUUCUGCUCCAAGCGGCUCCAGCGGAGCUAGCGGCAGCGGUGGAGUAUCUUCUGAGCUGUUUCGCAAUGGAUUAGACCGGCUUUUCCAAUCAUUGGCUCAACAACAGCCACCCAGUGGAGCCAGUCAAGUGGAGAGCAUGGAUGUGGAACCCGGAAACACACCAUCCACAGAAACUUCAGCUACGGGGGAUGUGCAUGAUGAAGACGCUGAUGGUGACGACAGUGAUGUUUUGCCGCGCUGCUAUCGCCGUCAUCGUUUUACCGAGCAGCUCAGAACCAUGGCAGCCAUGGGUUUCAUUAAUCACACCCAGAACGUGAACUAUCUGACCCUAGCCGAUGGAAAUGUGGAGCAUGCCAUAAACUUACUAAUGCUGGGAAUGAACUGAGACCAGAGACUAUUUUAUAAACUUAUAUUUAUUCUGCUGCUGCUGCGUCUGAGGAUUCUGAAUUAUUCAACUCCCAAGUUAAGCAAAGAAUAUCUCUGAUAAAUUGUAAUACUUAAAAUACACUUAGGGGAUUCAA
Drosophila bipectinata is the source of this 1689-nucleotide messenger RNA. RefSeq names its product ubiquitin-like protein 7. NCBI's taxonomy places the organism in Eukaryota, Metazoa, Arthropoda, Insecta, Diptera, Drosophilidae. The record is from RefSeq and is a predicted model, not a curated record. Gene Ontology annotation, molecular function: polyubiquitin modification-dependent protein binding. Gene Ontology annotation, cellular component: cytosol. Gene Ontology annotation, biological process: ubiquitin-dependent protein catabolic process.